UGAAAAUCAAAUGCAAUGUUCCCAACCAACAUCUCAUGUUAGAAACCAUAUUCGAUGGACACAAGAAAGUGAGGAUGCCAGAGGAGAAAGUUGUGUGACCAGUGGCUGAUUUGCAGAAAGAGAAUCGAUCUCAUAGAUCUUCAUUGAGAGACAACCUUAAGUGGGGAAAUCCAAAAGAUUUACAGUAAGGCCAUAAAGUUCAGUGAAGAAGCGUUGAUAUCAACUUACCCUAUAGAAAUUUCUCUUGGGACAUGUCUAUGAAACAGAAGCGGGAGUAUGCGUUGCAUUUCUUGCCAAUAUGGGAUCUGAAUCUGAUCAACCGUGAAUUUCAAUGGAGAUUCAUAUCAUUUACCUGCAUGGUCUGUCAGCAUCCUACCUGACUGCAAAGGCUUCGGUCUGUUUCGGGAUUGUCUGUGUGCUUUCCCGUAGGUGUUCAUACUGGACCUUGUGAUACUUGUUAUGUGGCAGAUAAACUUCCCAGGUUGCAUGUGAAACAAAACUUGCAUCGUCAGUCUGAUGAAAAUAUUGAUAACUCUUGCGGGAGAUUUUCAGCCAGGAUGGAGUUGGUUCGUAGAACUUGUAGGUGUAUCAAAGACCCAAGCUAGAGAUAUAAUUACAGUCUUGAGAGGGAAUCAUGAUAGUCGGCGAAUUACUCAAGCAGCAAGGGCAGGACCAGCAAGAGCUUCAUCCCUUGAAUAAGCAGAGGAAUUAGCUCUGACAGAGGCAGUUAAAUGGGCAGUGGAAAGAUCAGUAAUAAACUUUUACAUAGAAGGAGAUACCAAGAUCAUAAUAUGCAAGGACAUCCAAGAAAUAUCAAAUGGCAAUGCUAAGGACCUCUGCAGCAAGCUUCUUCCAUGUUGGCAGGUUGUUCAUCUUUUUUGGGUUUUUAAUUUAUUAACAGAUUAGUUAACAAGGUGGCCGACACUCUGGCUAAGAAAGGUCGUUCAUACUUCAUACUCAGCCCACCAAACUUGGAACACUCCCAGCUUUCUUAAUCAGUAGUCUGGUAGUAGCCAAUCAAAUUUUACGUCAAUCCUUUUAGAUAUGAUAGUUGCAUUAGAUAGAUCUACUCUUUUGUAUAUAAGGAUCCAGUAUCAACAACUUCACAGGCUAGCUUCAGGGCAACAUUGUCGGUUAUCUGUUGGUAGGUAGACUAGGAGGAUAUGUUACUUCAUUGCAGGUUGUACUUGCAUUGGUUUUUGCUAGAUAAACCAUUGCAAUUGCUGCCUGAUUUGCUCCCCUGGUUACAUCAUUAAUAAUAAACCAACUGUUGCAAAAGUAACUGUUUGUUUUGAGCCGGAUUGUUGCUGGAUAAGAACUUCAAAUUCAGGAAAAAUGAUACUUUAAUUUUUCUUGGAGGCCAAAUUCUUUCAGGCAUUUUUUACCUAAAAGAAUACGAAAAUGAUGAUGUUCUUAUUCAUUCGGCACACCGGAGAGCGUAUUAUGGACGAAAAAGUGUAUGUUAUCAGGUCUGCUACACAUGAUGUUUUUUUCUCUUCUUAUGAAUAUAAAUCGAUUUUUUUAGUGAAAUGAAUGUAUAUAUAAUGCCGGCGUAGUAGGACUUUUUCAUUAGAAGAAGUCGGAUGAGGAAAAUGUCACGGAUUUUGCCGAUUGCGACAAUGAUAGGAACCUGACGCGUUUUGACUUGUGCACCCCGUUUUAAUCUGGGUGCAGUUCCAUGCCUCCGUAUUGGUUACAAAAAGCCAAUGGAUUUCAAAAAAAUUUAAACGACUGGGAAUAAGAAUGGGAGUAUUGUGCACCCUCUUUAAAGAAGGUGCACAAAGUCAGACCUGCUUUACGCGUUUUAUCGCGGAUCUGGCACUCAAAAAUAAGUUCGUCUAGAAUAUAUACCAGGAUUAUUCAUUGGUACAGUCAGGUUGGAGCUAGCUAAGCUUAACUUUAUGAUUUCUCACUGACUUCAUCUCCGAGAUGUCUGGAACCCUGAAUGAUAUCAUGGAGAACAUGAUAGAUAUAUUGGGAAUACAGCAGGAGAUGAAAAAACUGGAACAAGCACUGAAGAAUAUGAGAUCUAUUCUUGAAGAUGCAGAAGAAAAGCAAUUAGGAGAUGAAGAAAUCUCUGAUUUUCUUGGACGGCUCAAGGACUUAAAUUACGUUACUGAAGAUCUGCUUGACGAUUGGCUCAUAGAUAUAAAACGAAAAAAUAUGAGUAAGAUAUCUUCCUCUUCUUCGUCUUCUUCAAUUGUUCCGAGUUUAGUCAAUGCUUUCAAUUGCUGUGUUAGUUUUGAUAAAUUUAAAAAAAUCAGAAGUUUGAGGGCCAAAAUUGAGAAAAUGAAAAUUGAAAGUGUGAAAUAUGAUUUAAGUGGAUCAGUAAUUCCGAAAAUCUCUUAUGUUCCUAGUUAUGAUUAUGGUGAUGAUGAUAAGGUUAUUUAUGGACGGAAAUUAGAUAGAGAAAUUAUUAUACAGAAAUUAUUCGAAAAUGAUGGUAAGGAUAAACCACAAGGUGUUAAAGUUGCCAGUAUUGUUGGAAUUGGCGGAAUUGGCAAGACGACCCUUGGUCGGUCUGUGUUCAAUGAUGACAAGGUUACAUCACAUUUUGAUACUAGAGUUUACUGUGUUGUCCCUCAAACUGCAUCUUAUCUUGAAACGACUGUGCGGAGAGUUUUGAAAGGCCUAUCUUCGUCUCCUAGUGAUGAUUGUAUUUCUGUUGGUGAUUCGAAUGGUGCUGAUGUCGAUAGUCUUUUGAGUCUCUUGAAGAAUCGUGUAAAACAAAAGAAAUUCUUACUAGUUCUGGAUGAUGUCUGGGAUGAGAACGUCAACAAGUGGAAAAGUUUGAAGAAUUCACUUAAUAGUGGGGUUCCAGGAAGCAGUAUACUUAUCCUCACCCGCAAUAAAAUGUGUGCGUAUUUAAUGAGCACAACUACUCUUCAUGAGCUAAAGCCUUUAUCCGAAGAAGCUGCUUGGGAAUUAUUUCGUCGAAAUGCUUUAGUGAAACAAGACAAUGGUGGUGAUGCGUUGAAACCUUUUGAAGACAUUGGAAGGAUAGUCUCACAGCGUUCCGACGGCGUCCCUCUUGCACUGAAGUUUCUUGGAGGUCUGCUGCGCACGAAAACCACCACACAGGAAUGGGAAGACGUUAUGGAAAGUGAUACAUGGGAGCUACUUGAGAUGGAACCAAUCCUGCCAGCUCUUUACUUCAGCUACUACAGCUUGCCUCCCGUUCUCAAACUCUGCCUCGCUUAUACUGCCAUCUUCCCAAAAGAUUACGAGAUCGACAAGGGGACGCUGAUAAAGUUAUGGAUGGCGGAAGGUUUCCUCGGCUCAUCCGCAACAAAAGAUAUGGACCCAGAAUUAAUAGGGGCAGAGUUCUUUCGGGAACUAAUAAUGCGCUCGUACUUCAAUCCUCACCAAACAAACGAAGACGGCGAAGUAACUUCCAUCAAGAUGCAUGAUCUUGUUCACGACUUGGCCGCCUCUAUCAGUGGGAACUCUGUUGUGGAAGUCGACAACAACACAACUUCCAAAGAAAACAAGGCUCGCCAUCUAUCAGGACUACACAGCGAUUUGCAUUCUGUCGCCAGCUCUGUACGGAAGGAAAAUCAUGUCUCCACUCUAAAACUCUUCGAAUGCAGAGUGAUUUCCGAAACAGUCUCCCCGAGUCUCUUUUCACACUUGAAAUUUCUGAGGGUAUUGGAUCUGAGUCAUCUUGACCUUGCAGAAAUACCUAAAGAGUUAGGGAAGUUGAAGCAUCUGAGGUACCUAGACUUGUCUCACACAAAACUGCAAUCUCUCCCUGAAGGAUUAUGCGGCCUACAGAAUUUGCAGACCUUGACACUAAAUGAGUGCGAAGACCUGUUGAAACUGCCAGAAAGUUUAGGAAGUUUAAGUGGGUUGAGACAUCUUGAAAUUCAAAGUACUCCUAAACUGCUCUACUUACCACUAGGAAUUGGCAAGUUAACGUCCCUUAGGACGUUAUCCAAAUUUCCUUUGAGUACCGCGAAACUAGGAGCCAGGAUUGGAGAGCUCAAAGACCUCAACAAAUUGCAAGGCUACAUCAACAUAAUAGGCUUGCAUAUAGGGAAGAACUUGAAGGAGGCUAAUGACGCAAGACUGAUGAACAAGGAAAAUCUCCACGAACUGCGGUUAGAUUUUUCACCUUAUAAGAUGGAAAAUCUUGGAGAAGAUGAGUUCAGAAAGACGGAAACUCUGCUUGAAGACCUUCACCCACAUCCAAACAUAAAGAAAAUGAUGCUAACUAACUUUCUCGGUUCGAAGCUCCCAAGGUGGUUGGAGAACGAUUCUUCGUUGCCUAAUCUUCGCAGUUUGAAGAUACAAGAUUGCAGGAACUGUACAAAGUUGCCUGCGCUCGGCAACCUACCAUCCCUGGAAGAACUAAAUAUUGGAAAUCUGGAUAGUAUCAAAGAUAUUGGGAAUGAGUUCUAUGGAAUUGGCAGUAGUUGCAAAUAUGGGAAGGAGAUAGCAUUUCCAAAGCUGGAAGAACUUCAUCUGGUUGAUAUGGCUAAAUUGGAGCACUGGGAUUUCAUUGCUGGAGAUAAGAAAAUUAUGCCUUGUAUUCGAGACUUGCAUAUCCGAAACUGCCCCAAAUUAGUUGAACUGCCGCACUUCUUCUCGGAUAAUUCGAAGAAUGUGUACGUAAGUGAUUGUCCAAAACUGACUUCCUGCGCUCAAAGAAAUCUAAUUACAAAGGUUGAAAAUUGUGCUUCCAAAGGAUUCUCGGUAACAAGCUGAAGUCUUUCAGCAUCAAUACCAACCCAACUAAUUCAGAGUUCAAAAACAGGUAAGGUGCAACUCAUUUCUAUCCUCCCAGUACUGAAUAUUUUGAACUUCUGAAAUUGUUUGAUCAGACUGAACCGAAAGGUGAUGGGUGGUUUAAAGAUCUUGCAAGCGCGUUAUGCUGUGCAAGUCUGGCUAGAUGAUGACCAGAUUGGUUUUCUUGUGUAGUUUGUAUAAAUUUAUAUAAUUGGAACUUCAGGUCCUUAAUCUUGCAUUCUGUAAGCCAAAAAAUUAUGUCUUCCAACUGUCGUUUAAUUUCAGCUUGUUAAGAAAACGUAAUGUAAUAAUGUCUUCCAAACUCGUGUGUAAUUCCGGCUUGUUCAAAAAACUCAUGUAAUAUGUCUCUCGCACUUGUGUUUCAUUCCAAUUUGUUUAAAAAACUCAUGUUUGGUGUUCA
Messenger RNA from Papaver somniferum (opium poppy), 5149 nucleotides. Its product is annotated as putative disease resistance protein RGA3. Gene Ontology annotation, biological process: defense response to other organism. Gene Ontology annotation, molecular function: ADP binding; protein binding. The record is from RefSeq and is a predicted model, not a curated record. Lineage: Eukaryota; Viridiplantae; Streptophyta; Magnoliopsida; Ranunculales; Papaveraceae. The transcript is spliced from 4 exons. The coding region runs from base 1930 to 4707 and encodes 925 amino acids.